Molecule: messenger RNA, 1356 nt
Organism: Aspergillus terreus NIH2624
Lineage: Eukaryota; Fungi; Ascomycota; Eurotiomycetes; Eurotiales; Aspergillaceae
Exons: 2
Coding region: 1-1356 (451 amino acids)
Source: RefSeq, a predicted model, not a curated record
AUGACGUCGUUCCUCUUUCGCACUUCCACGGCACCCGAGUUCCCACGUCCUCGCAAGACGUAUGGAUCAAUGUACACGGACCUCGUUAGAGCGUCUUCGGACGCCGUCGACGCCCUUUCCCUCUACCGUACCCUGAUCCUAGCCAAGGACACCAGCGCGGACGGUGUCGGAUUCGCGGCAUUUGAUGCACAUGUUGGUGACACGUCUUGCCAGUUGCGUGCCGCCAUGAUGCUUGAUUUGACCAGGCAACAUAGAAAGUGGGCAGCGAGCAGUGGACGCGCGCCGUGGCUUGACCAGUACAUUGAGAGGCUGGAGGUUCUGCGCGACAAAGGACGUGAUAUGCUUGCGAAGCUGACGAUCGAUCGUAUCCAUCCUGACAAUUUGGGAAUCGGGCCCAAAGAAGAUACCCCCACCGGCUUAUUGACUCACAUGGGUUGGUGUGAGCCUGAGAUACCACGUCACCCUAAUUCCUGUUACUUACGGUCAUCGACACCAACUAAGGCAUUCAAUGAUGCCCUAGUCUUGGAUGGAAAAGACUGGGAUAUACCACCGUCGGACGAAGACUGCGUAACCGCCUGGACGCUGACGGAGAAGUCUCUUGCAUCAAGCCCUACGCAGUAUGCAUGGUGGCAGAUUGACAACAAUUCAAUGCACCGGAUCAGCCCAAUGGCGUCUUGCACGUCUCUUUCAGGGGACACGCUUGCAGAGGAAGUGGAAACACCACAGGAGGGCAGUCCGGACAAAUAUCUCUCUCCACUUCUGGAUGGACAAGACACCGCGAUGGCAUGGGACCCCUGGAAUGCCAAAAUGCUGGUUCGGUUCAUCACUUUCUCAUUUGUUCUAUCCAAGUAUAAGACAUUUCAUCGGUUCAAACACGCCGUGGGAACACGACUCAGCCCGGAAGCGGCCAUCCACGCGGGCGAUGAGAUGGUGCAUGACGUAUGGAAGAAGCGUCCGCUUGAUGAUUAUCUUUAUUCGAAAUCGCCACGUCGAAUUUAUAUAGAGUUCGGUGCCAUGCAGACUUGGGUCUCAGAGCUUAGCUGUGCCUGGCUGUGCCACACCGCAAAGACAUCCUCGGCUGCUCCUGGACUCCAACAGUUGAUGACACGUACCCUUCAGACUUCUGUGAAGAAUGUGACGUCUAUUCCAGCAUAUAUCGGGUAUAUAGUUAUCAGGGAGCACUGUGGAAAGGAGGGGGAAUCUUUGAUUUUCGUUGAUCGCCAUUUCUGCAAGAAAGGUAAGCUUGAGCGGAAGGGGGACCAGUGCAACAAGAAGAACGUACAAGUACUAAGUAUCAGAAGGAUACCACUCCAACUUUUUCCUCGCGACACUGGAUCUCAGAGCAAACUCAGGUGA